AUGACCUUCCCCCUCCACGCCGCCCUCCCCCUGCAGCUUUGGUCUCUCCCCUCCAGCUCGGCCGUCGUCGCGCCGGAGUUACUAUGCAGGUUCAAGACCGAGAGGAACAAUCUAUCCGACGAGCUCGGCCCCCGAACAUCGGCGGCAGCGGCAGCGGCUCCAUGA
Molecule: messenger RNA, 165 nt
Organism: Schizophyllum commune H4-8
Lineage: Eukaryota; Fungi; Basidiomycota; Agaricomycetes; Agaricales; Schizophyllaceae
Exons: 3
Coding region: 1-165 (54 amino acids)
Source: RefSeq, a predicted model, not a curated record